CCGGCUAGAGUACAGGGAGGGACGGGCAGGCAGACUCACCCGCGCUGGGGGGAGCCCGUAGUGGGCACCGACAGGCCGUCUCCAGCGGAGCCCAAAGUUUUGCCUGCCGGAGCAGCAGCAGCCUUUGCUGAGGAGCUGUGUACUGGCGAUCAUUCACUCAGAGCCUCUCUCACUGCUAUCUCCCGUCAAUCUCCUGAGAACCACUUUCUGAGUGAUUCCAGCUUCCGAACAUGUUUCCCAUGGUAGGGGUUUUGAUCCCUUGCCAGAUUUGCCCUGAGCCAUGAGUGAAUAUGUGUAAUGCCCACAAGUAAAACUGGGUAAGAAGAGUGAGUGACCUUUUUGGGUGGCUGUAACUGAAGAUUGCUUUGCAAAAGCAACUAAAGUAGGUUUUUGAGUCAUGAUGCAAGAAUCUGGGAUUGAGACAAAAAGUAACGGUUCAGCUAUUCAGAAUGGAGCAAGCAGCGGCAACCAUUUACUAGAGUGCAGUCUACGGGAAGUGAGAUCCAACGGUGAGACACCUUCAGUUGAAAUUGGGGCUGCAGAUUUAGCACAUCUUCAGCAGCAGCAGGCUCUGCAGGUGGCACGACAGUUUCUACUGCAGCAACAGCAGCAGCAACAAGUUAGUGGAUUAAAGUCACCUAAGAGGAAUGACAAACAACCAGCCCUUCAGGUUCCAGUGUCAGUGGCUAUGAUGACACCUCAAGUUAUCACUCCCCAACAAAUGCAGCAGAUCCUCCAGCAACAAGUGCUAACUCCCCAGCAACUCCAGGUCCUGCUCCAGCAGCAGCAGGCACUCAUGCUUCAACAGCAGCAGCUUCAAGAGUUUUAUAAGAAACAACAGGAACAGUUGCAGCUUCAACUUUUACAGCAACAACAUGCUGGAAAACAGCCUAAAGAGCCACAGCAACAGCAAGUGGCUACACAGCAGUUGGCCUUUCAGCAGCAGCUCUUACAGAUGCAACAACUGCAGCAGCAGCAUCUCCUGUCUUUGCAGCGUCAAGGUCUGCUAACAAUCCAGCCUGGCCAGGCUACCCUGCCUUUGCAGCCUCUUGCUCAAGCAUUUGCUGCCUUCCACUUCCAAACUGAACGUUACCCUCAUACAUUGAAAGGCAUGAUUCCAACAGAACUGCAGCAGCUCUGGAAAGAAGUGACAAGCUCUCAUACAGCAGAGGAAAUAGCAAGCAACAACCACAGCAGUUUGGACCUGUCCACCACAUGUGUCUCCUCUUCAGCACCUUCUAAGACCUCCUUAAUAAUAAACCCACACGCCUCAACUAACGGACAGCUAUCGGUCCACACUCCUAAAAGGGAAAGUUUAUCCCACGAGGAGCACUCACAUAGCCAUCCGCUCUAUGGACAUGGUGUAUGCAAAUGGCCAGGCUGUGAAGCAGUUUGUGAAGACUUCCAGUCAUUUCUAAAACAUCUCAACAAUGAGCAUGCGCUGGAUGAUAGAAGUACAGCCCAAUGUAGAGUACAAAUGCAGGUUGUUCAGCAGUUAGAGCUACAGCUUGCAAAAGACAAAGAGCGCCUGCAAGCUAUGAUGACACACCUGCAUGUGAAGUCAACUGAACCAAAAGCCACCCCUCAGCCUCUGAAUCUGGUAUCAAGUGUCACACUGUCAAAGACGGCCUCUGAGGCUUCUCCACAGAGCUUACCUCAUACUCCGACCACCCCAACUACACCCAUCACUCCUGUCAUCCAGGGACCUUCUGUCAUCACUACCACCAGCAUGCACAACGUUGAACCAAUCAGGAGGCGGUGCCCUAAUAAAUACAAUGUGGCCAUUUCUUCAGCAGAUCUUGCUCAGAACCAAGAAUUUUAUAAGAACGCAGAGGUUAGACCACCAUUCACGUAUGCAUCUUUAAUUAGGCAGGCUAUCCUCGAAUCUCCAGAAAAGCAACUAACACUAAAUGAAAUCUACAACUGGUUCACACGAAUGUUUGCUUACUUCAGACGCAAUGCAGCGACAUGGAAGAAUGCAGUGCGUCAUAAUCUUAGUCUUCACAAGUGUUUUGUGCGAGUAGAAAACGUUAAAGGGGCAGUAUGGACAGUGGAUGAACUAGAGUUCCAAAAACGAAGGCCACAAAAGAUCAGUGGUAACCCUUCUCUUAUUAAAAACAUACAGACCAGCCACACCUACUGCACACCUCUCAAUGCUGCUUUACAGGCUUCAAUGGCUGAUAAUAGUAUACCUCUAUACACUACUGCUUCCAUGGGAAACCCCACUCUGGGCAAUUUAGCCAAUGCUAUGAGGGAAGAUCUUAAUGGUGCAAUGGAGCAUACGAACAGUAAUGAGAGUGACAGUAGUCCAGGACGUUCCCCUAUGCAAGCAAUGCACCCUGUGCAUGUCAAAGAAGAACCGUUGGAUCCAGACGAAAACGAAGGCCCGCUAUCCUUAGUGACAACAGCCAAUCACAGUCCAGAUUUUGAUCAUGACAGAGAUUAUGAAGAUGAACCUGUAAAUGAGGACAUAGAAUGAGUAUGUCUGACGUCAUUAUCCUGAGAAUGAAGAUUGGAAAAACACGUCAAAUUUAGCUGUGAAAUCUCUCCAUUAUUGUACAGUCUGGAGGAUUUUCAGUACACUUUGACAACUAUGAAAUAU
Emys orbicularis (European pond turtle) is the source of this 2602-nucleotide messenger RNA. It is a transcript of the gene FOXP1, whose product is annotated as forkhead box P1. The record is from RefSeq and is a predicted model, not a curated record. Gene Ontology annotation, cellular component: nucleus. The transcript is spliced from 21 exons. Gene Ontology annotation, molecular function: RNA polymerase II cis-regulatory region sequence-specific DNA binding; DNA-binding transcription repressor activity, RNA polymerase II-specific. The coding region runs from base 398 to 2479 and encodes 693 amino acids. Lineage: Eukaryota; Metazoa; Chordata; Testudines; Emydidae. Gene Ontology annotation, biological process: regulation of transcription by RNA polymerase II.